ACUUGUGAAAAAAUGGCGGAAAUUUUUGAAUCAGAACUCCAUUCACAAAUAUUAUCAAUUCAAGAAAAGCUUAAGAGUCAAUCAGAGAGGCUUCUAAUAAGAGAAAGAGAAUUGAAAGAGAGAAAUGACUUGUUAAUAAAGCAAUUCAGUGCAAUACAAGAAAUGGAAGAACUCCUUGGGAAAAGACAAAAGAAACUGCAAGAAAAAGAAGAAAAUUUAGAAGCUCGAGAAAGGAUGAUCUCUGCCAAGAGAGAACAAAUGGAACAUGUACAAGCAGACCUAGAGGAGAAGUGCGAUAGUCUGGUAACUCGUAAUGAUGAUUUGAUGUCUCAAGUAUUAUCAUUACAAUCACAAAUUGCCAAAAUGAAAGCUAAGAAGAAAAUGGAUGAGCAUUUAAAAGAGGAUCAGUUACCAUUAAAAACUCUAACCAAUUCAUUAAUGCACUGGCUAACAAGACUACAGCUUCAAGCCAACUCUCUCUCUCCUCUCGACAAGACAAUGAAAGAAACCACUCUAGCAAUGUCACUUGACAUCCUACCCUCUCUCGUUAAUCACAUGACACUAAAUCACGUGACACCCUCUGGCGUGGACACACCCGAAUUACUCACCCUACUUGAGUUUGUUCAUUUAAGUACAAGUACUCUUGCAGAAGAAGAGCAUCACACCACUGUCAUCACUUCAUUAAGGAGACUCGGGGAAAAAAUUGAAAAGUUUGUUCCUAAUGAAAAUGUUCAAGUUGACGUCCUCUGUUCUCUUAUAUCACUACAUACCAUUACUCAGGUUUAUAAAUUGGCGAAUAUUUUGGAAAGACUAACAGCUGUUUUAAAGAGCUCUAAGGUCCAGCAAUUGUUUAUGCUGUACAGAGGAAUGGAUGCAAUGUUUUCUCUACUGAAGAAUGAGAAACAGCCAGUUGUACUGACCAGUAAAGUAUUAGACAUAUUAAUAGACCUGAUGCCAGAACCAGUUUUUGUCGAGCGAUGUACCUCCCGUAAUUAUUACAGUACAGUAUUGUCUUGUCUGAGGAGGCCAUCACUUCAUGUUACCAAUCUUGAGAAGAUUAGCAUUUUAUUGCAGAGGACAUCAAAGUACAGAUCAGUCUGCCAUUUGCUGCAGUCUUUAAAUGGAGUCCAGACCAUCAAGUCAUCACUAAUACAAAACUCAAGCAACCAUUUUGUACAAUUAAACUUAAAAUCAACGCUAAACAACAUUGACAAUCACAUUAUUAACACAACAGCAAGAACAUGUAGAAGUGAAUGAGUUAUGAACAUGGAUAUAUCAAUAAGUGUAUUUUAUACGAUAGUCUGAUUAUUUUUUCUGGCUAUUUAAUUAUUAUUAUUAUUAUUAUUAUUAUUAUUAUUAUUAUUAUAAAUGAUGUUCUGGUUGAUAGCAGUCUGGAGGAAGAUAAUAAAUAUGCUCA
Messenger RNA from Amphimedon queenslandica, 1417 nucleotides. RefSeq lists its product as uncharacterized. The record is from RefSeq and is a predicted model, not a curated record. The transcript has 11 exons. NCBI's taxonomy places the organism in Eukaryota, Metazoa, Porifera, Demospongiae, Haplosclerida, Niphatidae. Bases 13 to 1257 code for a protein of 414 amino acids.